Messenger RNA from Hydra vulgaris (swiftwater hydra), 2303 nucleotides. RefSeq names its product non-structural maintenance of chromosomes element 4 homolog A. Gene Ontology annotation, biological process: DNA repair. Gene Ontology annotation, cellular component: nucleus; Smc5-Smc6 complex. The record is from RefSeq and is a predicted model, not a curated record. Lineage: Eukaryota; Metazoa; Cnidaria; Hydrozoa; Anthoathecata; Hydridae.
AGAUAAUAAAAUAAAUAUUUUUAUUUUGUCUGAGACGUUUUUAAUUGAAUUUUACUUGGUUAGGAUACUACUAUAUAUACUUCCUACUCUACAGAGUUGGAGUUCAAAUGAUUUUUAACUUAAGAAAUUGAAUGUGACAUGAUCAGUUUAAAAUGGCUAGCAACAAGGAAAAUAUGUGUAGCAAGCUAGAUAGCAAACAAAAAUAUGAUGACCCCAAAGUUCGUAGGCAGAUUCGAGCAGAAUACAGAAAUUUAGCUUUUGAACUUAAUGAGAAUGCAGAAGAAUCAUCAAAUACAGAUUCAACAAAUCUUCAAGAGUAUAUUGAAAAGGUUGAAGGAUUAUUCACCAAGGUGCGUCACCCAAGAGAGGCAGUUCACGAUUCUAGUCUUUUAGUAACAUUAACCAAAAAAGGAAGACAGCAAGCCCAGCAACUGAAAACUGAUCUUGUAUCAUUUGAUAAUCACACAUUUAUUGAAAAAAUUAUUUCAUUUGUCAGUGGUCGAAACAUAUCUGAUAUAUUAGGAGAAGAUAAUGACGUAUGUGAUUUAUCAAAUGCAGCAUGGAAACAGUUGGGAAAUGAAUGUCGACCAUUGUUUAAGAAAACACCUCGUUUUGAUUUUUUAUUAGGUCCUCUUGUUCUCAAAGUUAUAGCAAAAGAAAGAAUUCAACGAACUGCUAAUCGUGAAAAACUACCACAAGGAGAUGCCUUGAAACUUAAAAUAAUUGAUAGCGUUGACGAGAAAGAAGAAGCUACCACAAAGGAAGUAGAAAGAGUUUAUAAGAUACUAAAAAAGUCAACCAAUAAUGGUAUGCAAGCUGUUUGCUUAUUUCAAUUUAUUAUUAAUCCCACUUCAUUUGGACAAAGUGUAGAAAAUUUGUUUCACUUAUCAUUUCUCAUCAAAGACGGAAGAGCUACUAUUGAAUUGGAUGAGCAAAAAUGCCCUACAAUCAAUCUUCAUAAAGAAUAUAACGAGACAGAAUAUGCAGAUAUUGUUUAUAAAAAGCAAGUAGUCAUGACUUUAACCAUGGCUGAUUGGAAGGAAAUCAUAGAAGUUUAUAAAAUUAAUGAACCCACAAUUCCAACUCGAGAAUGGUUUAUUACAACAUAGUCCGUAUAAUCUAAAACGAAGAAGUAACUAUUUUUGACAACUUUUUUUACGUCAUCUCUUGCGUUAAGCUGUAAAAUUCGUGUAAUCCCAAGUUUAAACAACUGAUAAAAACAGUUUUACUGGCAAUACAUUUCAAACUAUUAUCGUUUGGUAAUAAACUACUGUAUUACGACGGUUGAGCGCUUUUUGUUAUCUCCAAAAUGUUGGCAUAAAAAAAUUGACGAUCACUGUACAUAACUUAUGGUAUGUUGUAUAUGUUAUUGUAUAUAUAUAUAUAUAUAUGAUAUAUAUAUAUGAUAUAUAGUCUUGUAAAUAUCUUAUGUUAGUGUAGAUGCUUUUUUUGUUAUACAUGCAUCGUUUUUUUUUAUGUAUAAAUUUUAUUAUUUUAAAAAUUUAUCUUAUAAUUUUUCUACAUAUCAAAGUGAAAAUAAAUCAAGAAAGAAACAAUGACUCCAGAACUUUUAAAUCCAUUUAAGUAGAAAAAAAAACUAGUUUAUUAUAAUCUUGGUUAUCGAAAAAUAUUAACGCUGAACGUCUGCCUUAAAGAAACUAUGUUUUGAACGAUGACCAUAACCAGUUGAUACAUUACGAAUAAUUGCCGAGAUAAAAAUGAUUCGGAUUAUGGUAAUAUUUCUUUCCAUAUUCAAAUUACGAUAAUGUUUCUGGCCAUAUAUAUUCAUGUUUUUACUUAAUGGUCAAAAAGUACCGGAGUCGCUGUUUCUUCCUUUACUUUUUUUUUUAACUUUCAUAAGAAGGAAAAUUAUAAAAGAAACUUUAUAUAUUAUAAUAAUAAUAUUUACUUUAUAUAUUAUAAUAAUACUUUAUAUAUUUAUAAUAAAACUUUAUAUAUUAUAAUAAUGAUAAUAUUUUUACAUUAAAAAGCGAUGCAUGUAACAGAAAAGUUAUCCAUACCAAAAAAAAAAGAGAGAAGUUUUAUUGCAGACAACCGCAGCACAAUUUUUACUAAAAAACCUAAAUUCAAUUUUUAUAUUUUAUUUAUAUUUUAAUAUAAAACGUUUUUAAUAGCAUAUUAGAUUUAAACUAUAAUUUACUCUAAAAGUUUUAUCGCUGAAAUAACAAAGUGUAAAAGAAAUUAUUUAAUAAGCAUUUAAAGAGAAUUGCGUAGGAACCUUUUGCGGAAAGUCUGCUUUAAACCAUGUAAAUUAUUUUUGUUAAAUCAUUUUUGUUGUUUUU